AUGGUCGCGGUGAAGCAGAUUGCCCUGCUUGCGGGCCUUGCCCACGUGGCGGACGCUGCGACAAAGGCCAUCACCGAUGACACUUACUUCUAUGGCCAAUCGCCCCCUGUUUAUCCGUCACCCGAAAUGACUGGUGGAAAUGAGUGGGAGGCGGCGUAUCAAAAGGCCAAAUCCUUUGUUGGCAAGUUGAGUCUGGAGGAAAAGGUCAAUCUCACAGCCGGUGUCCCCCCCAACACUACCUGCAGUGGUGUUAUUCCUGCCAUUGAGCGUCUCAAGUUCCCCGGCAUGUGCCUGAGCGAUGCUGGCAAUGGUCUUCGCAACACGGACUUUGUCAGCGGAUUCCCCAGCGGAAUCAGCGUUGGUGCCAGCUGGAGCAAGGACUUGGCUUUCCGGCGUGCCGCUGCCAUGGGUGCCGAGUUCAAGAAGAAAGGUGUCAAUGUCCUGCUUGGUCCUGUUGUUGGCCCUGCUGGACGUAUCGUACGAGGAGGGAGAAACUGGGAAGGCUUCUCCGUCGACCCCUGGCUGGCGGGAGUCUUGGUUUCUGAGACCGUUUCUGGCAUCCAAGGGCAGGGCGUCAUUACGAGUACCAAACAUUACAUUCUCAACGAGCAGGAAACUCACCGGACGCCGGAUGCGAACGUCUCUGCUGUGUCUUCCAACAUUGACGACAAGACGCUGCAUGAGUAUUAUUUGUGGCCCUUUCAAGAUGCAGUGAGAGCAGGCAGUGGAAACAUCAUGUGCUCUUACCAGCGUAUCAAUAACUCGUACGGUUGUUCCAACAGCAAGACUUUGAAUGGCCUCCUGAAGACUGAGCUUGGCUUUCAGGGGUUUGUUGUUUCCGACUGGGGCGCUCAGCAUGCCGGAGUGGCUUCUGCAGAAGCUGGUCUGGAUAUGGCCAUGCCCGGACCGGCCGAAUUCUGGGGCGAGCAUCUGGUUGAGGCCGUGAAGAAUGGUUCAUUGCCUGAGUCACGGAUAACGGAUAUGGUAACGAGAAUCAUCGCCGCCUGGUAUCGGCUCGAUCAGGGCAGCGGCAUCCCAAAGCCGGGAAUCGGUAUGCCGUCCAAUGUCCUGGAUCCUCACGAGAUUGUUGAUGGGCGAGAUCCUGCCGCUGCACCGGUUCUUCUCAAUGGCGCCAUUGAAGGUCACGUCCUCGUCAAGAACACCAAGAAUACGCUGCCCCUGAAGAAGCCGAGAAAGCUCUCCUUCUUUGGUUAUUCAGCCACGACUCCCGACUUUUUCAGUCCGUCCAGGGAUGCGCAGCUCAGCAACAGCUGGAUCACAGGUACGGAGGCGGUCAACUCCAACUAUCUCUCGCCGGAUGGGUUCGCUACAUUUGGCAGAAACGGCACCAUGUUCGGCGGCGGUGGCUCUGGCGCCAUCACGCCCGCACUCGCACUCGCCCCCUUCGAGGCUCUGAAGUGGAAGGCUGCUCAAGAUGGAACGGCGAUAUUCAACAACUUCCUAUCAGACAGGCCGGAUGCUGACCCAACCUCUGACGCGUGCAUCGUCUUUGGUAACGCAUAUGCCUCUGAAGGAAACGACCGGCCGGCGAUUCGGGAUGACUACACAGACGAUCUGAUCAAGGCGGUGGCCGACCAGUGCAACAAGACCAUUGUUGUCCUCCACAAUGCAGGCAUUCGGUUGGUCGACGGUUUUGUUGACCAUCCAAACGUCACAGCAGUCAUCUUUGCGCAUCUACCAGGUCAGGAGAGCGGGCCAGCGCUCACCUCGCUUCUCUAUGGCGAAACCAGUCCUUCCGGUAGGCUGCCGUACACUGUUGCGAAGAAUGAUACCGAUUACGGCAACGUCCUUGAUCCGGCACAGGCGACGGGCGAGUUUGUCAACUUCCCCCAGGCCGACUUCAAGGAGGGCAUCUACCUCGACUAUCGCCACUUUGACAAGGAGGGCAUUGAACCUCGCUAUGAGUUUGGCUUUGGGCUGAGCUACACAACCUUUGCGUACUCCAACUUGUCCAUCAACCAUGUUCCGGGGGCAAACACGUAUCCAUGGCCUGGAGGCCCCAUUGUCAGCGGUGGACAAACCGACCUCUGGGAUGCCAUUGCCACCGUCAGCGUUGAUAUCCGGAAUACGGGCAGCGUGGCAAGCUACGAAGUGGCACAGCUCUACAUUGGCAUUCCAGGAGCUCCAGCGAAGCAACUCCGUGGGUUUGAGAAGCCGUUCUUGCGCCCCAACGAGUCACAGUCGGUGACGUUUCAUCUCACGAGGAGAGAUUUGAGCGUUUGGAGCGUGGAGAGGCAGAAGUGGCAGCUGCAGCAAGGCACGUACAACUUUUACGUUGGGAGCAGCAGCAGACUAUUGCAUCUUAAUGGGACGCUGGAUUUCUGA
Messenger RNA from Trichoderma citrinoviride, 2346 nucleotides. Its product is annotated as glycoside hydrolase family 3 protein. The transcript has 8 exons. Gene Ontology annotation, molecular function: beta-glucosidase activity. Gene Ontology annotation, biological process: glucan catabolic process. The record is from RefSeq and is a predicted model, not a curated record. Lineage: Eukaryota; Fungi; Ascomycota; Sordariomycetes; Hypocreales; Hypocreaceae. The coding region runs from base 1 to 2346 and encodes 781 amino acids.